AUGAUUUGAUUGUGAUACAUAGAUUGUCAAUUUGAAAAGUUGUUGUCAAUUCCUCAAGGCACGCGWGAUCGUCCUACGGCGAACACURGAGUGGCUUUCUUGUACACUCAUGCUGAUUGGCUGGGUCGAGUUUAACCAAGAUGGCGGCCUGCAUUCAGGUGUGAACACGGCUGAGAGUUUCCCGCUCAUAACAUGUUUACAUGAGUCAAUUUUUGUUUUCAAAUCGAUAUCAGUGAAGCAUUAAUGGCUUGAUAACGUCUCUGGAUGACUUUGAGAAUAUGAAGAAAAAACGUUAAUCAGCUGGUACAAAAUAUUGUGUAAAAACUGGAUUACAUUUUAGUAAGUAGCUUUUAGUUUUAAGCAAAUGGAUCCUGAUCUAAUAAUUGUGAGGAACUGCAGAAACAGUGGUUUAGGUAUUAARAUAGUUGGAGGGAAAAGUACAGUUGGUGGCAGUGAUUAUGGGAUUUUUGUCAAGAAAAUAUUAGCUGGAGGACGAGCAGAGGCAGAAGGUCAUCUUCAAGAAGGAGAUCAAAUAUUGGAAGUCAAUGGAGAAUCAAUGUUAGGGGUCUCUAAUGAUAAAGCAAUAUCAAUAUUGCGAAAAGCAGCUGAAAGUAACAAUGUCAAGCUAUUGAUCAGUAGAGACAGCCACUCAAGACAAGAGUUCACRUCACUUAUGGCAGCCCUCAGUGGAAAUACACUAAACCUCAAUGGUCCUGGUGCCUUUGAUUUGCUAAGGAGUAACAGUAGAGGAAGUUCAAGAGCCUCAACACCAUCGCCCACUAUGGAAAAAAGGUCAUGGGUGAUGAGUGCAGGAAGAAUGUCACCCUUAGCAUUAGGUCGUUAUGGMAGUCCAAACUGGUCUCCCUCAAACUCACUAGACAGACCACCUCCAAGCUUACAGAGAAUGCAAGCAGUUGACUUACCAUCAGCUUCUGAAUUAUCCAAUCCAGGUCCUGUUGACCCUCCYCCUUAUCAGAACAGCAGUUUGCUGCAUCUUGGCUUAGGACCUUCACCAAGCUAUCGAAAUGGACCUAUGUAUCCUCCAAAUGGUGAUACUUCACCAAAGGUCUCUCCAAAACAUGGAGCUAGAGAGUUGCAAAGUGACUCUGAAGUGACUGUUGACUCUGGRCUCCAAACAGAUCGCCAUUCAAGUACACCAUCRCCAAUAUUUGAUAACCCAGGGGAACUGCAAGUAGUSACAAUACCAGUAACCACAGGGCUUGGUUUAUGCGUUGUUGGAGGAACUAAUAGACCAGAAGGACCUCAUAUUUAUGUCAACAGCAUGAUUGAAGGUGGUGAUGCACACAUGAACAACAAGUUACAACAAGGGGACCAAAUUGUAGCAAUAAAUGGCGAAACAUUAGUUGGAGUAACACAUGAACAAGCAAAAUCGAUAUUCACUCGUAUCAAGCUCAGGAAAGACCUUACAGCGRUAGAAAUCGCUUUUAUUCGAGGCGGUGACACCGGCUACGUACCUUCAACUCAACCAGAAAGCACCUACAAUUCUGGAAACGGUCAGGAAGAGGAACUAGAAGAACAUGAGUCGCCUCAGCUGUCGAGUAGAUCGUCUCUYGAAAGCACACGCGAGCUUAAUGGCUAUUUAAGUGAAAUGCCACUCUCUUCUGGUGAUAGUUUAGUUGGAAUGAACCGUACAAGUUCAAGAACUCAAUAUCUUUCUAAUGGACUCCCACAAACUAUUCCUUUGACAUCGUAUGCCUCACCACACACCUUCCCACAACCCAUCAGUCAUGUCCAAGGGGGAUAUCUUCCACAUCCAUAUAUAACAAACGGGGGUAGCCUACCUCGUUCCGUCAGUAAUGGCGCCAUGCCCCCUCAAAGUCAGGGUUUUCAUCCUACCAUGUCUUCAACACCGAAUGGCCCAAGUUUACCAAAUGGCACCUCGCUGCCCGCAAUGCCUUAUUAUGGACACACUAAUGGUUACAACCCAGCAAUGGCGACAUAUCAACAACAAAAUGAAACUAUUAGUCCUAUUGCACCAUCGCUGCAGCCGUCAUCGGUACCGUUCUACCUACAACAAGACUUAGAAGCKUUAAGAAGAGUAUCUGAGCAAUAUCCAUCGUCUGGAACACAGGCCACCCCCCCUAGGGAUACUAAUGGCACCCCUACUACUUCAAUUAACUCACAGAAACAGCGAAGAACAAGAGCCGAAAGAAGCUCCAGAAAAUUAUCCCUCGAUCCUUACACCAAAAUAAAAGUCGAAAAACUUGAAGUGGCAUUGAGGUACCUUGGUUUUGAUCCGACWGAGGAACAACAGAGAAUGUUACGACUUAGACUACCUAUAGAUCAUAAUGGUUGCACGACGUAUGGAGAAUUCGUGAAUGCUUCAAGGGAAAUAUUCGCUGUAAAACUUAAUGAACCCAACUUAAACACUUCAGCCUUCCAGUUUGCGAUACAGGAUAUUAACGCAAUGGAACAAAAGAUGCAACAGUUAGAAGCCCAACAAGCAGCUGAAACUGAAGCAGUCGUCAGGCAAACCUCAGAAGACCUUGAGUUGCUACGAAGAGAAAGAGAUGAAGCUUUAAGAGAAGUGCAACAUCUUAGAAAAGCACUAAAGAAAAAAGAUCAGCAGUGUAUUGAAUCGUCGGAAGAAGUUAAAAGAAUACGAAAGAAAACACAAGAACUUUUGGAAGAAAGUAGGUCACUUCAAAAUCGCAUUCACUUAGCAUCACAAGCCCAAGAARCGUCCAAAAGUGUCGAACAAGACUAUGAAGAGGUAAUCAAGCUACUAGAAAAGGAAGUUGAUGACUUAAAAAUAAAAAACGCRCAAAAAGGUCCAGAUCCUAAAGACCUAGAGGAACUUCAAAAGAGACUUGUUGUUCUUGGCUGUCAGCUACGAAAAGCUGAAGUCAGCAAGAGAACGUAUGAAGUGUCGACAGAAAAACUGAUCAAAUUUGCAGAGCUUGUUCAUGAUGUUCUUUCAAGAGGUGGAAAUGAAUUACCACAGCAAAGAGGAAGAGGUGAACCGGCAAAAAGAGACACAGCAGGCUCCAGACCACCAUCUUACCUUUCACGACAUGCCAAGCAUAACCCUUCUACAUUAGCCAAAGAAGCAAGAGAGGUUGUCAAGUCUGUCAAGGCGUUGAUUGAAGAAGAACCGUUACCAUUUGGCUGGGAAGAAGCCUAUACUCCUGAUGGUGUUCGAUAUUAUAUAAACCAUGUUACACAGCAGACGUCAUGGCUUCAUCCUGUAAGUCAUGUACAGCACCUUCCAGCUAUCAUGGAAGCCAAAGAUGAAGGGGUCAAAGAAACACGAACUUGAAAACAAUGCUAUUGAGCAUAAAAUAUUUUAAUAUGUGUGAAUAUGAAAGCCUCAAUGCCUAUCCUUAGCGAUUAUCAUGAUCAAUAUUGGCUGAGAUAAUCAGCUUUUGAGAAAACAACAAGUUACUUUGUAAAGAGGACAUGUCAAACAAUUGAAAGCAAAUCAAGGAAUCAUUUCAAAAUCACUGAAAUAUGACAGUUUUCUUUGCGUGAAGAUGAUGUUGAUUAUCCGCAGUAAAUCCAUAAACAGUAAACCCAAAAAAUUAUUUGUACAGAAACAAGCAAUUUGUGCUCAUGUAGUAGUUUUGUGAAGUAAAAACUGUAAUGAAGCCUUGUUGCAAGUGCAGUUGCAUAUGGAAGCAUAGUGUUUGUUUGGAGUAAAAAAAAAAACAACGACAAACAAACAAAAAACAAGUAGGCCUCUUUCAUUUUGUUCUCUUGCUUCUGUACUUGCAUCACUAAGUGAAAACCUGACUUUAGAGAUAUAUUUAUGUCUAUUUGACAAUUAUAAGUUUGUUUGCCAGAUUUUAUUUGAAUGUAUUAUAUAUAACAAUGUGUUAAAUUAACUUUAAUGAUCAUUUUUUGUAUGAUAAUCUUUUUAUUUGACUUAAUGAAAUUGUACAGCAAGAACCAAUAAUUUUGAAUAAAGUAUAUGCCAUGUAUCAAUGAUCAUUUUUAAUAGAUUAACUGUUUUAUACAAAUUAUAGUAAACACUACUACAUUGUAAAGCAGGUUGAAUAAUAUAAAUUGCCUGUUUAUUUUGCACUGUUCAUUUGCUUAGAAUUAUGGUCACCCCAGGAGAACAGGACUACAUAUCACCUAAAAUACACAUAAGCAAUCAUAAAGUAGAUAAGAUCCAUAAAAACCACCAGAGGUGGUUGCAAACUAGGGGGGUUCAGGGAUGUCCUCUGGAAAAUCUUGCAAUUUUGAGGUGCCCAGGUGCACUUUCCAUCAUUCUGAGAGGUAUUUUAGCUGAAACACUCCUGUUAGUUUUAGUCUAAUUGUCAAAAAUAACUGACCCGACAAUUGAAAUGGCUUCACAAUAUGCUGCGUUUUAUUUCCUUUCAUACUGUUAAAAUAUCACUAAUAUUAUCAACGAAAGAAGAGCAAGAUCCGGCAAUGCAGAACACUUUCAAAAUAAACACCGAUGAAAACAUUUUAAGAAACGAAUUCCAGUAUAUAUACCUACUUGCAGAAACGUUGUCACAGAAAAUAGAACAUUUGUUAAAAGGAAUAAAUUAAAACAAGACAAAAGAAAGCGUUAAGCCUCAGUGAUCUUCUUUUGUCUUUUUUAAUUUAUUCCUUUUUGACUAAAUACAAAUGUCCUAUUUUCUAUGACAACGUUUUCGCAAGUAGGUGUAUAUCUCACAGUAAAAAUCAAAUUUCCACUGUUUCUGAGCAUUGUGCAAUAUUGCAAUAUGACCACACUUUAAGCAUUAAGUAAGAAUUAAGUAACCAUGUGUCAGUUAUUAUUAGGCAAUGGUAAUGAAACCACCUCUGCAUUUUGAAUGUUGAUAUUUUGAACUCCAAAGUGCCAACGUAAAAAUUUCCUAAGGAAAUGGGAAUGUGAAAAAACUGCAAUACUUCUCUCUGGUCUUGAGAGAAGAAGAUGGUAAAAUCUACUAGCUCUAUCCUUCAAGACUUCAUCCGAUUCCACAGAAUAAUCAUCACUCUGCCACCAUUUUAUAGCUGACUCUUGAUCCGUGAUGUUUUGUUGCCCAACAUACCACCAAACAUUGUUUUCAACGAGUCUAAAAUCC
This is a messenger RNA of Exaiptasia diaphana, 5039 nucleotides long. RefSeq names its product syntaxin-binding protein 4. Gene Ontology annotation, molecular function: protein binding. The transcript has 22 exons. The record is from RefSeq and is a predicted model, not a curated record. The coding region runs from base 365 to 3280 and encodes 971 amino acids. Lineage: Eukaryota; Metazoa; Cnidaria; Anthozoa; Actiniaria; Aiptasiidae.